Molecule: messenger RNA, 434 nt
Organism: Pneumocystis murina B123
Lineage: Eukaryota; Fungi; Ascomycota; Pneumocystomycetes; Pneumocystales; Pneumocystaceae
Exons: 2
Coding region: 1-411 (136 amino acids)
Biological process (GO): transcription initiation at RNA polymerase III promoter
Cellular component (GO): RNA polymerase III complex
Molecular function (GO): nucleotide binding
Source: RefSeq, a predicted model, not a curated record
AUGAAAGUUUUGAUUAAAAGAGACGCAUUUUUAACUAAUUAUGAAGUUCUCCGGCAUAUAUAUGAAGAGGAACUUCAAAAAAAACACAACAUAGAUAAUACAGGAUCAAAACAAUUUAUAAAUGAAAAUCUUAGUACUAUACAAUUUCAACUUCGGAAAUAUUUAGAAGAACUUCCUGCAAAAAAGCAGUCAGCAAAACAAGUGUGUAAUCUUACUAAGGAAUUAGAAAUUUAUUCUUUAACAAAGGCGGAGAAACUUAUGAUUAUUAAUGCAAGACCAGACACUCUUGUUGAGUUAUAUGCACUAAUAGAAGAAUGCGAGGAACGUUUUAAUUUAGAACAACUACAACAGAUUUUAGAUCAUAUUCAUAGUAAAAUGCCACUAGAUUCUCAUGAAAUCCUAGAUGCAUAAGAUAUUAUUGUUUAAAAUCAUAU